CUUUCUCUUCCUUUUUCCUUUCCCUUUUCCUUUUCCUUUUUCCGUCCUUCCACUCUCCUUCGUUUUCUCUGUUUUCCACUCAUUGUCUCUGUUUUCCACGCAGACCUGUCUCUCCUCCCUCGCGCUCUCUCUCCCGCUGUCACUGUGCAGAGCACUGUGAACACACGGUGCACAGUCCUCCCGGCAAACCAAGUACACCACCAGCUUCUUCUCGUCCUCGCGAACCCAGAACAAGCAGCCUCGCAUUGAAUUUCCUUUCCGACGACUUUCCGACUAUUUUCCGUCCAAACCCAGGCGAGUUAGCCAUUGUGAAGGGAACCAAUCUGUUCGUCUCGUUCCAAGGGAAACAACAUUUAAAUAAUCAGCUCCGUUUCGCAUCCAUGGCCGCUCAAUCUCCGAACAGUUUUAGCUUGAAGGCAAUUGUGCACAAGGACAGUAACAGAGUUCUCUUCGUAGAGUCAGAUAAUUAUUUUGUUGAUGUUCUCUUUAGUUUCUUGACAAUGCCUAUGGGGACAAUUGUUGGGCUUUCCGACAGUCAUUUGCCUCCAAUGCGAGUCGGUUGCAUGAACAAUUUAUAUGAAAGUGUCGAGAAUAUUGAUCUACAGCUUUUGAAAACCGAAGAAUGUCGUGCCAUGUUGUUGCAUCCUCGCAAUGCUGCUGAAUCCCUUUUAAGGUGCCUCAAAUUGAAAAUUGAUGAUAGUGAGCCCAUGCAUUACUUGUGCGAUAACCCGUGUUGCACCUUCUAUAGAAACAGUUUUAGUUAUUAUGCAAGUGUUCCUUGCUGUGGUUGCGGCAAGCUGAUGGAUCUGGGGGUCAAUUUUUUAGUAAAAGGCGGUCGAGUUGGUGGGGUUUUUGUGGACGGACUAGACAAAUUUAUAAUUAGUGAUGAUUUACAAGUGAUGCUCCCGUUUACUUCUGCGUUCUCUUCUUAUCUUUCGAAGUGUGGAGUCGUGGAUCUAAAUGAUAUCGAAGAGCUGACAUUCAAUGUAGGAGUUGAUGAGGUUGUGAGUCUGCUAAUGGGUUCGUUAGUCUUGAAGACACCAUUUACUGAAACUCUGCUGAAGCCUAAACCGGAAUCCCAGUUGGUUGAUAUCAAUAAAGCACGUGAGCAAAAAAUAUCUAUAAUUUCUAAAGUGGCUAGAGGCACCAAUGAUACCGAAACAAACGUUGUUGUUAACCUUAUAAUUAGCAAAUCUACUAAGAGGGUUUGUUAUGCAGAAGCAGGGGCGGAUUUUGUUAAUCUUCUUUUCAGUUUCCUUGCUGUUCCACUUGGGUUUAUACUAAAGCAGAUGGCGGAUGAUUCUUGUUGGACAGGAUGUAUCGAUAACUUGUACAAGAGUGUGGAAGAUAUUGAUGGGAAAUACCUGAAGUCAAUUGACCACAGAACAAUGCUGCUUAAUCCCAAGCUUGCCCACGGUUUUAGCUAUGCUAACUAUCCUUUCGGGAUUGAAGAAGCCACCAUAUACACCCCUAUAAAAUCAGAAACACCAAUUUUUGUUGACCCCAAAUCUCCCUAUCAUGAAGAUGGAUGUGUUGAUGGAUGUGUGGAUGGAUGUGUUGAUGGAUUCUUGAAAGAUCCAGUGAUGUUCAUGGUAACUGAUAACCUGAUCGUACGACCCCUAUCACCAAUGUUUGGCUUGUCCAUUCUGAAGCAAUUGAAUGUGCCGAUCACUGACAUUGAAGUGCAAACUGUGAAUCUUGGCAAGGUGGAGGCUGUGUGUCUUUUGGUAGCUGCCCUUUGUUUUGAUUCACCUCUAACUGGUUUCUCUAGGAUGACAGAUCAAGAACAAUGAGGAUCAUGGUUGCUUGUUUAUCUAAUUUGGAAGAUGAUGUAUCUUUUGUCGUAGACAUGACAAGUUCGAGUAGAUGUUUUGCUGUAUGCACUGAAUAUAUGAAUAUUUGUUAUGGAUUUUAUGUCUAGUUGGUUAAUUAUUGCUCUAACUUGUAUAA
Molecule: messenger RNA, 1950 nt
Organism: Pyrus x bretschneideri (Chinese white pear)
Lineage: Eukaryota; Viridiplantae; Streptophyta; Magnoliopsida; Rosales; Rosaceae
Exons: 4
Coding region: 381-1793 (470 amino acids)
Source: RefSeq, a predicted model, not a curated record